Molecule: messenger RNA, 917 nt
Organism: Hibiscus syriacus
Lineage: Eukaryota; Viridiplantae; Streptophyta; Magnoliopsida; Malvales; Malvaceae
Product: metalloendoproteinase 5-MMP-like
Exons: 1
Coding region: 8-904 (298 amino acids)
Biological process (GO): proteolysis; collagen catabolic process; extracellular matrix organization
Cellular component (GO): extracellular matrix
Molecular function (GO): zinc ion binding; metalloendopeptidase activity
Source: RefSeq, a predicted model, not a curated record
CUUGGAAAUGGCUUCUCCAACAUCUUCUCCGGUUCUUGUUUUGUUUGUUCUGCUCCAGAUGGUGCUAAGCACUGUCGAAUUGAAGCCGACGAUGACCGCUCAAACUUUCCGACAUCUAGUGGGGUGCCGCAAAGAUCAUACCGCCGAAGGGGUUUCCGAGCUCAAACAGUUUGUCGAUAAACUCGGAUACUUGAAUCACGACGGUGCUAAGGAUGACAAGUUCGAUGAGGAUUUGGAGUCUGGUAUCAAAGCAUACCAGGUUAAUUAUCAGUUGAAUGUCACAGGCAGCCUAGAUGACGAUACUUUGAAACAAAUGAUGAAGCCGAGAUGCGGCAUUGCGGAUUUACGACUAAAUGGUGAUAAAAAUUCCAAGUCUGUGUACCGAUUCGAAGCCGCUCGUUACGAAUUCUUUCUUGGGAAUCUGAAAUGGCCGAUCUCGAAGACUCAUCUAACCUACAACUUUCGUUCGAGUGUUGAAGUCCCUCUCGAUGAAGACAUAAGGUCCAUUUGUUUCAGAUCUUUCGAACGAUGGGCAGAUGUGAGCCGCUUUACGUUUGAAGAAGUAUCGGAUGACUACAUUGCCGAUAUUGAAAUCGGAUUCCAUAGUGGCGACCAUGGAGACGGGAACCCCUUCGAUGGUCCGCAGGGGACUCUGGCUCAUGCUAGUCCACCAACAGGGGGAAAGUUGCACUAUGAUGCUGAUGAAAACUGGAGCACUAACCCUGGUCCUGAUGAGAUCGACUUGGAAUCGGUCACUGUGCACGAAAUCGGCCACCUUCUCGGGCUUCAGCACAGCAUGAUCCCUGAUGCAGUCAUGUAUGCGUACUUCGACUCCGGCGUUACGAAGAGGAGGCUGAACAGGGAUGACGUUCACGGUAUCCGCGCCUUAUACGGAUUAUUAUGAGUGAAAGAAAAAA